UCUAACUAUAAAGACUUACGUGAGUUUAGUAAUUUCAACUCUUUGCUUUAAUCUUUUUUGAAGUACAGUGUAAUAUCUGUGGUAUGACUUUAAUCUGUUACUGUUUGUUGUUGACAAAAUUAUUUUUUAUAACUUUUUUAAUUAAAUAUUAUUAUUAGAUAUUUUUCACAAUUCUUUAUUUUAAUAAAAUGAAAUUAAGUGUACCGUUUCAAGAAUAGAAAAGGAAAAUUCAAACAAUGGAAAACGAAGAGGACUGCAAAUGUAUAAAAAUUAUCGGACACCUGGAGGCCGUAAACUGGCUUUUGUGGCCCAGGGAAAACAGGCCUAGCCCUGGAUAUUUGUCGUUGGGCGAUUGGACAAAGGACCCAUACAUAUGGCUACACUAUGUCGAAAGUUCCGAUGGAGUAUUACGCGAAGAUCCAGUGUUAAUGAGCACCGAUACGCGCUACUGGUCUAUACACGACGUGCAACGAUACUUUGUCGGGGAUUUGCACUGUGAAAAAGUUUUAUUCACAAUUCAAUACCCCAACCUACGGAUGCCUACGCGGCAAGGGAGCUAUUUCUGGAAAGCCAACACCGCUCUGAAACUACCACCCAAGUUAUAUCAGAAAGAACUGAAUCUGACACUGGAAAUCACUUUGAAGAAAAUGGAAAGAGAGCAAUGCCAAAUGAACAAAAUCAUUGUUUCCGAUCAGUUAAUCAACAUCAACCGAUUCGACUACUUCAAAAGGAAAACUUUCUUCAGAAUUUUAGGAAACAUCUUAAGUUUCCAGGACAACUUGCAACUUGUCUCGUUCGAAAACCUGUGCUGCAAGCGGCUAGAAGGAGUCCAUCUUAUCCAGCAACUGGCCUGCUUCAACUCUCGUACUCUUAAAUACCUAUUCCUCUGGCGCUUCGUAUUGCCCAACGAAAAUCCCAUUCUUGUUAAUUACAGCUACAUCACAGGUAGUGGUCUAUACAUCCCUAGGCCUCCCACUAAACAGUGUUUUCUGCGAAGUUUGGGCGAACUAAGGCACUUGCGACUCUUGGCAUUGGAGUAUUGUUACAUCGCCGACGGAACGGGCGGCGCUCUUAUUGCACUGCUGCCGGUUAUAAAAAGACCACACUUUCGGCUUCAGUUGAUUUGCCGCGAAGAGCAAACUCCUGGACGAGCUGAUGCUGCUCUUGGAGUUGGUGGGUACGACAUCCCUGACACAGCCUGGCGGAGGGUCAGCAUCGCGUGCCCUGAUCUCUACCUGAUGAUGGCAUUCUUUCGAAUACGAGACUAUAACAACAUACGACGGUUUCUGUCGCCAAGUUUACCACUCAGGGAAGUCCAUCUACAACUCGGUAUAGAUUUAAAAACGAGGCAAAGGGAAGAUUCGGACUUGACAUGCUUCUUUCAGCAUAUGGCAUUCCACUUUGGAAAUAAUUUGGGGACUUUGAGCGUGCACCAGUGGCGGUUUACUACAUUCCCAUUGCGUCGAGUUUUUGAGCUGAUGCCGCAUCUCGUGCGCUUUAUUUACACGGGCUAUGUGGAGGACGAGGUCGACCUUAAACGUAUGCUCCAGAUGGUAGCUUGCGGAGUUUGCGACAGUAAGUGCUAA
Chilo suppressalis (striped riceborer) is the source of this 1586-nucleotide messenger RNA. NCBI's taxonomy places the organism in Eukaryota, Metazoa, Arthropoda, Insecta, Lepidoptera, Crambidae. The record is from the annotation of a GenBank genome assembly.